Scophthalmus maximus (turbot) is the source of this 1019-nucleotide messenger RNA. RefSeq names its product exosome component 8 (gene exosc8). Gene Ontology annotation, biological process: nuclear polyadenylation-dependent mRNA catabolic process; U1 snRNA 3'-end processing; U4 snRNA 3'-end processing. NCBI's taxonomy places the organism in Eukaryota, Metazoa, Chordata, Actinopteri, Pleuronectiformes, Scophthalmidae. The record is from RefSeq and is a predicted model, not a curated record. The coding region runs from base 12 to 914 and encodes 300 amino acids. Gene Ontology annotation, cellular component: nuclear exosome (RNase complex); cytoplasmic exosome (RNase complex). The transcript is spliced from 11 exons.
AUCGCGAUCGCAUGUUGUACUUCCGCUCUCCGGGCUGCCGUAGUGCGGAAAGCCAAACCCACGUGGUUAAUCAAAACAUCAUGGCGGCUGGUUUCAAAACCGUCGAGCCUCUCGAGUACCACCGGAGCUUCCUGAAAGAAAACUGUCGACCUGACGGACGGGAGCUGUCAGAGUUCAGGACCACAACACUGAACAUCGGCUCCAUAUCCACGGCCAACGGCUCAGCGCUGGUGAAGUUUGGAAACACUACGGUCAUGUGUGGGAUCAAAGCGGAGUUGGCAAACCCCACAGUGGAAACACCCGGUAAAGGUUACAUUGUGCCCAACGUGGACCUGCCGCCCCUGUGUUCGUCUCGGUUCCGUCCUGGCCCGCCAGGAGAGCAGGCCCAGGCUGCCAGCCAGUUCAUCGCCGAUGUAAUCGAAAGCUCUGGAGUGAUACAAACGGAGGACUUGUGCAUUGACAGGGGAAAGCUCUGCUGGGUGCUCUACUGUGACAUGAUGUGUCUCGACUACGAUGGGAACCUGCUGGACGCUUGUAUCGUUGCCCUGCUGGCUGCCCUGAAGAACACACGACUCCCAGAGGUCACCUUCAACACAGAGACGAGUGCACCAGAGGUGAACUCGGAAAAGAGACAAGGGCUGUGUAUUCGCAAACAUCCGGUGGCCACCUCGUUUUGUAUCUUCGACGACUCCAUACUGAUCGUAGACCCCACGGCCGAGGAGGAGAGUCUGGCGACCGCUCAGCUCACCGUGGUGACCGAUGAGGAAGAUCGACUCUGUUCCGUCCACAAACCAGGUGGGACGUCGAUGUCUGGACAGAAGCUGCAGGAGUGCAUCAGCCGAGCGACGGCGCGGCAGAGAGAGAUCCAGAAACUCAUCGACAAAGUCGCACACAGUGUGAAGAUGGAACAAUAAAGAGCCUCAGACGACUGUUUUUUUUGUUUGUUUUUUUAUCUAAAAGCUGUAUUUUCCACUGUCAAUAUAUAUUCUUUUUAAUAACAAUAAAACUGCUGACAAAGA